AUGAGAAGCGCGCUCACAUCCGUGCUCACUGUUCUUUCAGCAGUCGCUCCUGCCGCCCUCGCCUACCCGGCAGGAAGCAUUUUCGAACGCGCGGCUACUGCCAAUGUAGCCGACGUUAAGGACAAGGAAUUCGAUUUUGUUAUCGUCGGUGGUGGUCUCGCUGGUCUCGUUGUCGCCGCCCGUCUCGCGGAGUGGGACAACACCACGGUUCUCGUCGUUGAGGCCGGUAAGGACGGAACGGACGUCCAGCUUCAGCACGAUGUGCCCGGCUUCUCGUACAUGCGCGGUAUCGCGUACGGCUCCGACUACGGUUGGAACUACACGACGACCGCCCAGUGCGGUCUUGAGGGCGAGGGCGCCCAGAAGAACUUCCCCCUCGGUCGUGGUCUCGGCGGAGGUGCCGCCGUCAACGGCAUGUUCUGGACCCGUCCGGAGGCUCGCGACUUCAACGCUUGGGCCUCGCUGAACGGUGGCGACAGCUGGAACUGGGACGACCUGAACAACUACAUCAAGAAGGCCGAGAACAUUAUCCCGCCCAAGGCUGAGAACCAGGAGCAGUUCCACAUUGUCAACGACGAUGCCGCUCACGGCCACGAGGGUCCCCUCAAGGUCGGCUGGUCUGACUACAUCUACGGUGUUACUUCUCACUGGAUCCCCACCUUUGAGGCUCUUGGCGUCAAGUCGAUCGACAUCGCCGGCGGUGACAACCACGGUGCUGCCAUUAUCCCCUCGACCCUGGACUCUGAAGCCGGUACCCGCUCGUGCCCUCGCAACAAGUACGUUGCCCAGGACAAGCAGAACCUCGUUCUCCUCACUGGUCAGCACGUUACCAAGCUCGUCUUCGAUGAGGCUUCGAAGGACCAGCUCGUCGCCACCGGUGUCGAGUUUGCCUCGGCUAUGAACGAGACCCCCUUCCAGGUCAAGGCCAAGAAGGAGGUUAUUGUCACUGCCGGUGCCGUCGGCUCCCCCAAGGUCCUCCAGCUCUCUGGUAUCGGCCCCAAGUCUGUCCUUGAGCCCCUUGGCAUCACCACCAAGCUCGACCUCCCCGUCGGUUACAACUUCCAGGACCACGUCAUGGUUCUUGUCGAGUACAACUCUGUCGAGGGCACUGAGACCUGGAACCCCCUCUGCAUGAACCGCGAGGCUCAGGAGGCUGAGAUUGCCAUCUGGCAGGAGACCAAGGGCGGAAAGCUCACCUACAUCAACGAGGCCACUUCGUACCUGAAGCUCUCCGACGCCGGCGCCACUGUCGAGGUCAAUGUUGACGAUGUCAUCAACGCCCACGGCGAGCUCCCCGAGAACGUCAAGGCCGGCUACAAGGCCCAGUACGAGAUCAUGCAGGGCUGGCUCCAGGACAACACCCAGCUCGAGUGCAUCAUGAACCUUUGGGGCUCGCAGACUUCGUCGAUCAAGUUCGAGGCUGCCGUUCAGCACCCGUGGUCGCGUGGUUCCGUCUUUGUCUCGUCCGCCAACCCCUUCGACAUGCCCAAGAUCAACCCGAACUACCUCGGUGUCGACGCUGAUGUCAAGCUCCUCCAGGCCGGUAUCGACUUUGUACGCAAGAUGGCCAACACCGCUCCCUUCGGUGACGUCCUGACCGACGAGCUCUCGCCUGGUCUCGAGAACGCCGACCUCGGCGCCUGGAUGCGCCAGAACUGCGGUUCCGAGUACCAACCCAUCGGUACCUGCCCCAUGCUUCCGCAGGACAAGGGUGGUGUCGUUGACACCAACCUGCUCGUCUACGGCACCAAGAACGUCCGUGUCAUUGACUCGUCCGUCGUCCCCAUCCAGGUCUCGGCCCACACCAUGGGUCCCACCUACGGUGUUGCCGAGAAGGGUGCCGAUGUCAUCAAGGCCGCCUACGCCAACGCCGCCUCCUCGACCACCACGACCGGCUCCAACUCGACCGCCUCUGGCUCGGCUUCCAAGCCCGCCUCGGACGCCAAGUCGACCGGCGCCUCCACCGCCGACAAGGCUGACAAGGACGCCAAGCCGUCCGAGAAGCCCGCGAGCGCCGCGUUCCCCAUGACUUACUCGUGGGCCGCUGUCGUCCUCGUCGUCCUCCCCUUCCUCGCCUAA
Trichosporon asahii var. asahii CBS 2479 is the source of this 2079-nucleotide messenger RNA. RefSeq lists its product as uncharacterized. The record is from RefSeq and is a predicted model, not a curated record. Bases 1 to 2079 code for a protein of 692 amino acids. The transcript has 2 exons. NCBI's taxonomy places the organism in Eukaryota, Fungi, Basidiomycota, Tremellomycetes, Trichosporonales, Trichosporonaceae. Gene Ontology annotation, molecular function: flavin adenine dinucleotide binding; oxidoreductase activity, acting on CH-OH group of donors.